AUGCUAACUCAAGAUAAGGCUAAUCUGCUUUCUUCUUCAGUUAAAUCAACCAGUGCAACUCCAGACCCCAAUAAAAGAAGGUUCAGAGAAAAGCUUGGUGCUUUACUCCCCCAAAAUAUUCGCAUGAAGCCUCAAAAAUUGCCAGCUCCGUUUAAAAACACAACUCUCCCUAUUCAAGAAGAAACCUCUAGAAAACUAUUCAUUUUGAAGUCUAUUAAAUCUGAACGAAACUUACAAUUCAUUAAUCCAGAAUCCACCUAUUCGUCAAAUAACGGGUCGUUGGAAAACUCAAAAGCACUGAUGGACGUGAGUUUGCCUAAACAUUUCAAGAUGCCAAAACUUGCUAGAUCAGCUAAUCACUCAGCCAAUCCUUCAGUUUCUAACUCUCUUCUGCUCCCACCUCCUGAGCCACAAGUAGAUCAGCUCACCCCACACUCUACAGCCAUGGUAUUUACAGCGUUUUCUUCCGCUGCAAAAACUUCUGAAGAUGAAGCGGUCAAGGCUGCCUACAAAAUCCAGGCAUUUUUUAGGUCAAAAAAAGAAACUAAAAAAUAUACGAUGAUAAAAGAACACAAAAAAGAGACUCAAAGGUAUAUUUUGCAUGGGAAAAAAAAUAUCAAUGGGGAGGAGUACUUUGUCUGUAUCAGCAGGCAUGGCUUUGAUUCUAAAAAACUGAGGACCAUGGUAGGGGCUGAUGCUGGGAAUUUAGAAAAGCUAAAUGUUAUAUUGGAAGCUUACCCAUUAAAAAGUGGAAUUCCUAAGCCAAAGUGGACGAUUUAUUCGACGGCUGAAUUAUGCUCAAUAUUGAGCUUAAAUUCUGUAGAGGACCUUUUGGCGAUUCCACAAAGUGAGGUAUUAAAUGUGAUUGAUAUAGCAAAAGACACAGUAUUUCUUAACAUAUGCAAAAACGAUAGAAGGGAAAGGAAAAGACUAAUUUAUAAAGGCAGAGGGAAGCUAAAAACUUGCAAUGCGUAUUUUAUUAAAAUAUAUGAGUUAGAUUAUAUUGCAAAGCAAGAAUAUUUGAUUAUUGCGUUCAACUCAACAGAGAAAUAUGAGCUUAAAGUCGAAGCAGCAAGAAUCAUUGAAGCAUUGAAAUUGAAUAUUGGGGAGCCAAUAUUGGAUCAUGCUCAAGAGAUAGCUAGGCUGGUUUUUAUUAAAGAUUCUAAGCUUGAAAUGAAUUAG
Blepharisma stoltei is the source of this 1182-nucleotide messenger RNA. The record is from the annotation of a GenBank genome assembly. Lineage: Eukaryota; Ciliophora; Heterotrichea; Heterotrichida; Blepharismidae.